GCCCCACCCCUCUUUUUCUAACCACGUGUAGUCCCAAAUUACUUUCUUCUUUCUUAAAAAUGUCUUUCCGUGGCAGAGGAGGAGGACGAGGUGGUGGACGGGGUCGAGGUGGUGGUGGCUUUAGCAGAGGAGGCCGAGGCGGCGGGAGGGGAGGCUACAACUCCUACAACCAGGGACCACCUGAUCAUGUAACAGAGAUUGGUGAGUACAUGCACCCGUGUGAGGGAGAGCUGGUGUGUAGAAACACUAACGAGAAGAUACCAUACUUCAACGCUCCCGUUUAUCUCGAGAACAAGUCGCAGAUUGGAAAAGUUGAUGACAUAUUCGGUCCCAUCAAAGACAACUAUUUCUCAGUCAAACUCAUGCCAAACAUGGAGGCAUCCUCGUUCAACAAAGCACAGAAGUUCUUCAUAGAUCCAAUGAAGCUUCUUCCUCUCAUGAGGUUCCUACCACAACCAGGUCAGAAAGGAAUGAAACGAGGCGGUGGAAGAGGUCGUGGAGGUCGCGGAGGUCGUGGAGGGUUCACUCCGAGGGGUGGGCGUGGCUUCAGCUCACAAGGGGGCGGUGGACGUGGCUUCAGAGGAGGUGGUGGAAGAGGGUUCAGAGGUCGUGGGAGAUAAACUCAGUAGACGCUAUAAAUAAUUAUCAUGUCAUUACUUACAUUCUUUGUGUCUUUUCUUUAAUAAUAUUGAACAUCGACAAUAAUCACAAAAA
Messenger RNA from Halichondria panicea, 714 nucleotides. Its product is annotated as H/ACA ribonucleoprotein complex subunit 1-like. Bases 60 to 620 code for a protein of 186 amino acids. Gene Ontology annotation, molecular function: box H/ACA snoRNA binding. Gene Ontology annotation, biological process: snoRNA guided rRNA pseudouridine synthesis; ribosome biogenesis. Gene Ontology annotation, cellular component: box H/ACA snoRNP complex. The transcript is spliced from 7 exons. The record is from RefSeq and is a predicted model, not a curated record. Lineage: Eukaryota; Metazoa; Porifera; Demospongiae; Suberitida; Halichondriidae.